AUGAGAAGAGACUACGACCCGAAAGAAAACCUUAUUGGAAGAUAUGAAACAUAUGAUUCCAGAAAUUCAAACUAAUAAAAUAAUGAUUGGCCACUUGAAUAAUUCAAAGAAAUAGAUUAUAGGAAAGAAUAUUAACAAAUCGAAAGCUUCAACCCUAUAAGUUAAGAACAUCAAAAAAUGAAUAUCUAAUAGCAAUUCUUGCUAUUUGAGAAAAAUUUAUUACUCUUAAAUGUUUGCAGUUAUUAAUAAGAUGAAAAAUCCCACAGACUGGAAAUCAGAAAUCUUACCACCAAAGCUCUUAUUAAAACUAUUCAAUUCAAUGAUAGCUCAUAGUAAAAACUUUUAGCACAUCAUAGUAUGAAUUUUAAAGACUACAUUGUCAUAUCUAUUGCAUCUUAAAUAUACUUGUUUGACUUGGAUAAGAUUGACAAUCUUUAGGAUUGCAUUCUUAAAAUUGACAUUGAAUCAGAUAUAAGCAUCUAAUAAUCUUAUAUCCUAGAUGAAUUCAGGAUAUUGCUUCAGUUCACUUCAGAAUUGUUAUCUGAAAAAAAAAUAUUAUUUGUACUUAGCUUAGACGAUCCAUUUACACAUUCAGUUAAAUAAUUUCAUAACUUAAAAAUCUAAUUAUCUGAAAAAGAUGUAUAAGAUUAUCAAAAUUAAUAUAAAGAUGAACCUGUAUUCAUUAAAUCACCAACUCAAAACUUUCUAUACACAACAAGAAGUAUAAGCUAUAUAAACUCUCCCAGAAUAAGAGAAUACUUCUUCAUUUUCAGCGAUAAAUUGCUAAUGAUCAAUAAAUAAACUUUCGAAAUUACUUAAAAAUUUGAUAAAUCUUAUAUUCUUGUUGGCUACUGUGAACUUUAGUAUUUCUUCAUAAGCUGGGAUAGAAAAUUAUACAGACUUGAUGACUAUUUUUAACUCUAAUUUAUGAAAUAACUUGAAUUCAAAAACAAUACAUAUCCAAUCGAUUCUAGAGAUGUUGGAAUAACAAACAACAAAUUAGUUCUCAAAGUGAACGCAGAUUCCAUUGCAAUUUUCGACAUUUUUACAUUAGACUAUCUUAAUGAAAUACAAGAAAUCUUAGCUAGUUAAAAUAUUAUAAAUGUUGUCAAUAACUAUGUAGUCUACUGGAGUUUGAAUGAUAGUGUCAUAAUUAUUUCAGAUAUUGAAGGAAAGUAUCCUUGCAAGGAAAUAAACAGAGAAUACAGUUCAAAAAUACAGCUCUUGAGACUAAUAGAUCUCAAUAAUCUAAGCUAAGAGGAGAUUGAAGAAAAACUAAGCAAUUUUGACAUCUAGCAAACAAAUGAAAUUAGCUAAACAGAUAAACUUAUUUUUAUCGACGAAGAGAAUAUGAUAUACCUUAAUAACUAUAGAAAAAUAUCUGUUGAUAAAGUCAUGAAGGACUAAGAAUUUUAGUAUGUUUGCUUGAUGUCUGAUAAAAUCAAUGAUCAAAUCUACAUAUUUGCAUUUUAAGACUAGAGAUAAGUAAUGUAUUACAAUAUUCGAACAGCUGAAUUCAUUAAGAUUGAACUUUUAGAAGACUUACCAAGUUUUACUGAGCUUAGAUCUUGCUGGAUUGACUUUAAUCUCAAUAUUUUGAUAAUAUAUGGAAGUUAUUACGGGGUAGAAGAUUUUCUUACUGCAAUUAACCUUAAAACUAGACAGCAAAUUUAAGAAAUAUAGCUAAAUAAGUAUGAGCAAUACCCUACGGUUUUUAUUGAACAGAAUUAUAUUUAAAUAUCUACGAAUAAACGUAUUAGAGUGUACUUAUUCAAAAAUGAAACUCUUCAACAAGUAAUCUAAAUGAAUUCUAACAGCUUAGAUUGCAGAAGUUAUUUCUAGCAAAAAUCUCUCAAUCAGCCUGGGUACUAUAUCAAGGAAUUUAAUAAUAUUCCAAGUGACUAAGGAAUUGUUGCCAAUUCUAUAGGCAUUCUUUCAAAUACAAACACUUACAAUCAUUUAAUAGUUUUGGCAACUUACUUCAAAUAAGCACAAAAAAUUAUAAUAGACAAAGGGAAAAUCAAACUAUAUUAUGCAAAUAAUGAAAUCAAUAUUGCAGGUUAUAUUGAUUCAGACAUUGAUCACGAUACUUUGAGAAAAUUCACAGCCCUUUCAAAAAUGACUCAUGAUUAAGCAGUAGUAGAACUUAAAAAUAUUCAAAUCUACACUAAAUUUGUAACAGGCUUUGGUAAUUGCAUAAACAUGUUUCAAAAUAACUUUCCAGCUUUAGAGUACAUUUACAAAUAUCUGUCAUUAUUGGACGCUGAUUAGAUCCCAAUUUUAAUAAUCUCUAAUAUGUAUGGGUAAAGUAAUCCUUUAGAUAUUGCUUUGAAAAAUAAACAAUAGAAAAUAAUCAACUUACUCCUGUAGAUUCUUCUUAAAUACCAAAACCAUAUUCUAUUCAAUGAGAUAAUAGAUAAAAAUCUAUGUGAACUCAUCAAAUAAAACAUAAAUCUACACGAAUAUUUCUGUGAAAGCAAUUUAGCUUUAUAGUAGAUAACAAAUGAUAGUUUUCCUUCAUAGCAUUCAGAUUCUUAGGAAUUACUUCUUCCAAUUAAUCUAGUUCAUUCCUAAGACAUUCUUACUAAGUACAAUGAAACAUUUGGCUGUAUUGUUGAGAACGAUGAUAGUGAAGACUCAUCUUAGGUGACUAUUGAGUAUUCAAUGGUGAACCUGCCUUAUACCUUAUCUAAAAAUCCUAAGGAACUAAUGAUAACUUUGAGUAAGUCAGAUAUGCAUGAAAAUUUUGAAAGUCCUGUAAUUCAAAACAUUAUCAAUUUCAAAUGGGAAGCGUACACAAAAUCUUACUAUUAAACCAAAUUCUACAUAUUCUUAAUUUUCUUUGGUUCAUUCAUAUUCGAAUCUUUUAAUCAAGCCUACUAUGGAUUAUUGUAACAGAACUUUAAAAAUGAUCAAAGAAAUGUCUCUAUAGUUAUUGCAUCUAAAGUGAUAAGUUUAUGUGCUUUACUGUCCAUUUUGAUGGAUGAAAUUAGACAAAUCAGAAUUUAAGGCAAAACUUAUUUUAAUAAUGCUUGGAAUUAUUUUGACUCUAGCUACAUUGUUUCCUAUCUCACUCUAAGCUUUUUUGAGUAAAUUUCAAUAAACAGCGAUUUAUUAGUCCUAUUAUACAUUCUUGCAAUCUUGUUAACCUUUAUGAAACUCUACUUUUACAUAAGGAUAUAUGAUUAAUUCAGUUUUUUAGUAUCAAUGAUGGCUGGAGUAUUUGGGGAUGUGAAAUACUUUCUUGCUUUCUUUAUGAUAUUCAUUUUGUAGUUUGGACUAAUAUUCACCAUAUUAUUCAGAGCAAAGGAUGUGGCUGAAUAUAGAGGAGUCGAGUUGCUCACUUAUUUCCUUAUGAUAUUUAGAACUGCUUCAGGAGAUUAUGUAGUUGAUCUGUUUAGUGAGUAAAAUAGUAGCUUCUUAGUUGCUCUUUCCUGGAUGAUUUGGCUAAUUGCUGUAGUUAUCUUGAAUAUUGUCUUCAUGAACUUUAUAAUUGCAGUAAUAUCAGAAUCCUAUUCUAAAGUUAUGGAAAAACUAACUGCUGAAUCUUAUAAAGUAAAGGCUAAUAUGAUUGUCGAAAGAGAGCAACUUUUUAAUGAAUAAGACUUAAUUAACCAAAGAUUAUUUCCAUAAUACAUCAUUAUUAGAAGGUAAUUAGACAUUAACGCUGGCGAUGCUGGAGAAUGGAAAGGAUUUUUAAAAGACUUAAAAAAUGUAAUAGAAGUUACUUCAACUAAAUCAAAGAAUGAUAUUAUUCAAAAUUAAGUUCAGUUGAACAAAAUUCCCUAGAUUCUUGAUUAAUAAAAAUCAAAACUAGAGACAACCUAAUAGGAAGUUAAAGGAGAUCUUACCUUACUUAAAAAUGAAAUCUCUGGAAUCAAAACAGAUGUAGAUUCAAUGAAGAAUGAUAUUAUGACAAUUAAAAAUCAAGUUAAUGGCAUUGAAAAUCUUCUAUAAGAAUCAAUUUCUAAAAUUCUUGAGAAAUUAAACAAAUGA
Messenger RNA from Stylonychia lemnae, 3996 nucleotides. The record is from the annotation of a GenBank genome assembly. Lineage: Eukaryota; Ciliophora; Spirotrichea; Sporadotrichida; Oxytrichidae.